Molecule: messenger RNA, 632 nt
Organism: Labeo rohita (rohu)
Lineage: Eukaryota; Metazoa; Chordata; Actinopteri; Cypriniformes; Cyprinidae
Exons: 4
Coding region: 96-512 (138 amino acids)
Source: RefSeq, a predicted model, not a curated record
UGAAACAAAAAUAUAAAGAACUGAAAUGUCCAGCAACCGGCGUGAGCACUGAGGAUGGAGAGCCCACAGCAACAUCAUGGAAGUGGUAUAGUACCAUGGAUGAGGCAAUUGGGAGCAGACCCUCCAUCACACCACCUGCUCUCGUUGCCUCAUCUGGGCCAGAUGUUGCUGUGGCCUCUUCAUCCUCAGUGAUGGCAGCACCUGUGAGCAAAAAAAGAAAAGGGGAUCUCACCGAUCUGAUAAGGGAGAUGGAGGAACGGGAAGCGGAGAGAGAGCGGGAAGCAUCGGAGAGGGAGGAAAGAAGAUGGCGAGAAAUGGAGGAGAAGGAAGACCGGAGGGAACGAGAGAGACAGGAGAGAGAGGAGAGACGAGAAAGAGAAGCAAGAGAAAGAGAAGAGCGAUGGCAGCAGGAAACAAGGACCCCAGUGCUUCUGGAGCAAGGACACACUGGUGGUGGUGGCGGAUGCAGAGAUGGAACCAGCAACCUUCUGCUUACCAGUUCAGCAGUUUAGCUAACUACACUACAAAAGUAGUCAUGCUCAUGGAGAGCAGCCACACAAAUGUUUGGGGCAGACACAGCUGCAGCCAGGUUGUCCCGCACGUGAUCACCCACUCUUGCCUGAGGGUUGUGG